GCUUAGCAACGGGUAAUUCACUGAUUUCGCUCUCUACUGUCCAGUUGUCUGUUUGGUUUCGGUUUUGUUCUGAAGGAACUGUCUUGGUACUGUUGCUCGUUCUUUUUCUGUUCUUCUUAAAAUUAUGUUGGCGAUGUACAACAGUCAAUCACUGACUUCAGCUAAUACUAAGACUUUCAAUAGGACCCUGGUCUAUCCAAGUAGUGAAGUAAAAGACCCUAUCGUUGACUUUGAUCCCGAAGGCAUACCAAAGACAACUACAAUGACUCCUGCCCAAGAAACGAAAAUGUUCUCUGGUGCUGUUACCCUGCCACCUUUAUUGAAGUCCUCGUCUAACAAAACCGUUAAGGACACUACAUUUGCUGAGGCUUUACCUCGUUUAUCGGGAGUACAAGUCCAACCUAUGUUCCGGGACCAGGUACCAUUAAAUGAUCUCCAACAACGUCGCCCUCGUCAAUCUACUGCUGAUACUCUUCCCAACCUUCACCAUAACAGACCCCUGACAUCAGCACAGCCACAAUCAAUGACUGAUGAUGCAUCAUCCGACCAAAGCCAAUCUCAGAAACAACGAUACCUUACACCUGACCAAGCAAUCAAGCUGUAUGGAUCUAAACUCAGUGAAUUCGAACAGCAAGAAAUCCAAGCUUUUCAGCAAGUGUACUUUGUCGGCCAACAUGCUAAAAAACGUCAAGGGGUAAUAGGUGCGCCACAAAACAGUGGAUACGAUGAUGAUGCAGGUACAUAUCUCAUUGUAGCGCAUGAUCAUGUAUCAUACCGCUAUGAAGUUCUAAAAGUUUUGGGUAAGGGCUCAUUUGGUCAAGUGUUAAAGGCCUAUGACCACAAAAUGCAGACGCAUAUUGCCUUGAAGGUAGUUAGAAAUGAAAAGCGUUUUCAUAGACAGGCACAAGAAGAAGUCAAAAUUUUAGAACAUCUGAGACGCCAAGACAAGGACAACGCUCAUAACAUAAUACAUAUGAUUGAUCAUUUUACUUUCAGAAAUCAUGUCUGUAUAACUUUCGAACUUCUCAGCAUGAACUUAUAUGAGCUCAUUAAAAAGAACAAGUUUCAGGGUUUCAGUCUGGCCCUAGUUCGUAAAUUUGCUCAUUCUAUUCUUCAGUGUUUGGAUUCUUUGUAUAGAAACAGAAUUAUACACUGUGAUCUGAAGCCUGAAAACAUUCUUUUGAAACAGCCAGGAAGAAGUGGCAUUAAAGUCAUUGAUUUUGGAUCCAGUUGUUAUGAAUACCAGCGAGUUUACACAUAUAUCCAGAGUCGUUUUUACCGUGCUCCAGAAGUCAUUCUUGGAGGCAAGUAUGGAAUGUCUAUUGAUAUGUGGAGUUUUGGAUGCAUUCUAGCUGAGCUGUUAACAGGUUAUCCACUCUUUCCAGGAGAAGAUGAAGGUGAUCAAUUGGCAUGUAUGAUGGAAGUUUUAGGCUUACCAUCCCAAAAAAUGAUUGAAAGCACUAAAAGAGGCCGUACAUUUUUUAGCUCUAAGGGACAUCCACGAUACACCACUGUGAACAUUAAUCCUGAUGGAACAGCUUCAUAUACUGGAGGGAGAUCAAGGCGAGGAAAGUUUCGUGGUCCACCAGGUACUAAGGAUAUGAGCCGAGCCUUAAAGGGCUGUGAUGACCCUCAAUUUUUAGACUUUUUGAGACACUGCCUGGAAUGGGAUCCAGCCAUAAGAAUGACACCGCCACAAGCUCUAAGACAUCCUUGGUUACGACGCCGAUUGCCUAGAGCUCCUAUAAUUUCAGAUGGCCAGAGUUUAAGCCAAGGAAUACCUCCUCAUUUACCCUCUGCUGCUGCUGUUCAUUUGUCUUCUUCUGGUGCUGCAACAAACAAGCAAAGACAAUUGCCAGAAGCACCAAUUUCAAACAAUGCCACGACCGCGGCACCUAUGACAAAUGGAAAACUGUCUAACAGUCACUCAUCUCAAACAUUGCUGCAAUCCGACCAACUCAGCAGUAAUAGAACUGUGCUUCCAAAAAUAAUAGAUAGAUAGUACCACAUACUUUCUACAAAUUCAUUCUUUAGAUAUUUUUUGUUUUGUCUAUGUUAAAAGUAGUUUUAUUUUAAGAGUUAAUUUUCCUACAACAUA
This is a messenger RNA of Amphimedon queenslandica, 2098 nucleotides long. Its product is annotated as dual specificity tyrosine-phosphorylation-regulated kinase 2-like. Bases 125 to 2002 code for a protein of 625 amino acids. Gene Ontology annotation, biological process: peptidyl-threonine phosphorylation; peptidyl-serine phosphorylation. Gene Ontology annotation, molecular function: ATP binding; protein serine/threonine kinase activity; protein serine/threonine/tyrosine kinase activity. The transcript has a single exon. Gene Ontology annotation, cellular component: nucleus; cytoplasm; cytoskeleton. The record is from RefSeq and is a predicted model, not a curated record. Lineage: Eukaryota; Metazoa; Porifera; Demospongiae; Haplosclerida; Niphatidae.